AUGUUUUUUGAAGAUUUAGAUGGUUGUAAAGAAUGUGAUUGUGAUAUUGGUGGUUCAUUAUCAUCACAAUGUGAUAUUAUUACUGGACAAUGUUUAUGUAAAGAACAUUUUACUGGUAGAAGAUGUGAUAUACCAGAAGAUUCAUUUUAUUGUCCACAAAUUGAUUAUUAUACAUUUGAGGGAGAAAAAGGAAUUAGAAGUGGAAAAGAAAGUACAUUAGAAUAUCGUGAAGAGGUAAAUAAAAAUUCAUAUCAAAAAUGGAGUGGUACAGGUUAUGUAAGAGUAAAAGAAGGUUCAGAAAUAAAUUUUGAUAUAGGAAAAGUUUAUAAAACAUUACUAUACAAUAUAAUUAUUCGUUAUGACUCAGAAAGAAAUCAUAUUGGUUGGGAGAAUGUUGAAAUUAUUUUAAGUAGACCUAAUACUAUUAAUAAUAAUAUUAUUAAUAAUCAAUGUAAAAAUUAUAAUAUUGAGAAUGAUUUUAUGAUAACAAGAUUAAGAGAAAAUCAUAUAUAUGAAGAAGUUAAUCCAAGUAUAUGUUUAGAAGAAGGUAUUGAUUAUCAAUUAAAAAUUAUUUUUGGUGAAAGAAAAACUAAUUAUCCUGAUAGAAGUACAUCUAUAUUAAUUGAUUCAAUUAUUAUAAUUCCAAAAUUAGAUCAAUUAGAUAUUUUUAAUAAUCCAAAAAAUGGUAUCUAUAAUUUGCAACAAUAUAACUUAAAUUAUUGUCGUCAUCUUAUUUUAUUAUUAACUGAUUCUAAUGAUAUACCAGAAAUAUGUUAUAGUUAUACAUGUUCAAUUGCUGGUUCAAUGAUUAAUAAAGCUUUACAAUGUGAUUGUGAUAAAACUGGUUCUAAAUCAUCAUUAUGUAAUAAUAUUGGUGGUCAAUGUUUAUGUAAAAAAAAUGUUAUUGGUAGAAGAUGUGAUGAAUGUAGUGAAGGAACAUAUGGAUUUAAUCCAAAUGGUUGUAGUGCAUGUGAUUGUGAUAGUAUUGGAAGUUUACAUAAUCUUUGUGAUAAAGAAACAGGGCAAUGUUUAUGUAAUGCAAAUGAAAUAACAGGAAGACAAUGUAAUGAAUGUUAUGAAGGUAGUUGGAAUUUUCCAAAUUGUCAAUUAUGUUCAUGUAAUAGUCAUUCUAAUAUUUGUGAUCAAAAAAAUGGAAUAUGUAUGAAUUGUAAUAAUAAUACUGCUGGAAGAUAUUGUGAUAGAUGUGAAGAUGGUUAUUAUGGUGAUCCAAGAAUUGAAGUAAAUAUACCAUGUAAAGCUUGUAUGUGUCCAAAUCAUUCUGAUUCAGGAAAUUAUAAUGCUAUAUCAUGUACAUUUGAUUAUAUAUCAGGUGGAAUGAAUGCAUUAUGUGAAUGUAAAAAAGGAUAUAUUGGAACUUUUUGUGAUGAAUGUGAUAAAAAUUAUUGGGGAAAUCCAAAAGAAAUUGGUGGUUUAUGUGAAAAAUGUGAAUGUAAUGGUAAUGUUGAUCCAACUGUUGAAAAUAAUUGUGAUAAGAAAACAGGAGAAUGUAUAAAAUGUUUAUAUCAUACAACUGGUAAAAAUUGUGAAUUAUGUGAAAAUGGAUAUUUUGGUAAUGGUGCUGAAAGAAACUGUACUCAAUGUCAAUGUAAUAUUUAUGGAAGUAUAAAAAAUAAUAAUGAAAUUUGUAAUUCAAUGACUGGAAAAUGUUCAUGUUUACCAAAUGUUAUUGGUGAUAAAUGUGAUUCUUGUGCUGAAAAUUAUUAUAAUCUUCAAAGUGGUGAUGGAUGUUUAAAAUGUGAUUGUGAUCCAACUGGAGUUAUUUUAGAUAAUGAUGGAAAACCACAAAUGAGUUGUAAUGUAUUUAAUGGGCAAUGCCAAUGUAAAGAAGGUAGAGGUGGUAGAAAAUGUUCUGAAUGUACAGACUAUUUUUGGGGAAAUCCUUUAACAGAUCAAUGUAUAGAAUGUAACUGUAAUAGAAUAGGAAGUGCUCAUGGUCAAUGUAAUAGAGAAGAUGGAACAUGUCAAUGUAGAGCAGGAUAUGGAAAUGUUACAUGUGAUUCAUGUGCACGUGGAUAUACAGGAACUUUUCCAUAUUGCAAUUCAUGUGGAGAAUGUUUUAAAAAUUGGGAUGAAAUAUUGAAAAAUCUAAGUAUUGAAAUGGAAACUUUAAUGGAAAGAGAAAAAAAAUUUGAAGAAUAUGGAUUUUCAUCAACUUAUGAUUCCAAAUUUAAUAUUAUUGAAAAUAAAAUAAAUGAAAUCAAAAAUGUAUUAAAAAGAAAUAAUAUAACAGAAGAAGAAAUGUCAAAACUUAAUUAUGGUGGAAUAUUGUUUGGAGAAAAAAUUCAAAAAUUAAAUCAAAGAGUUAAGGGUGUCAAAGAUAUCGUUGAAAACAUGGAUAAAGAAAAAGAUUUUGCCGAAGAACAUAAAGAUAUGUUGGAAGAAAAAUUAGAAUUAUUAAACACUGAUAUUGAAAAUUUUGUUGAAAAAAGUGAGUUAUUAAAAAUUCAUGAUGUAACUUACGCUUACAAUUCAACAAGAGAAAGUUUUAAAAAAUCUGAAAAUGCUAAGAAAAGUGUUGAUAAUAAUAUUCAUUUAUUUAAUGAAGUUGAAAAAAAUUUGUAUGAUUCAAUUGGAUUACUAAGAAAUCACAGAAAUGAUUUUGAACAACUGUUUAGUGAAAAUAAUAAUAUUCUUCAAAAUAUGAAAAAUGAUAUUUUAUUGCUACAAGAAAAAAGCCCAAAAAUAAAUCAAAUGAUUUGUGGUGGAACGACAGAUUCAUUAGAUUGUGAUGUUAUUUGUGGUGGUCCAACUAAUAUAUGCCCAUUUUGUGGAGGUGAAGCAUGUAAAAAUGGUAUUGUUACAAAAAUAGAAAAUUCUUUAACAUAUUCUCAUGAAGCUAUGGAGAAGGCAAAAGAUAUAGAAAGUAAAUUAUAUGAAGAUUUAAGUAAAAUAAGAAGUGUUGAAAAUGUUGUUAAAAAAAUACAUGAAGAUACAUCUGAUUAUCUUAAUUUAGUAACAAAAUAUGAAAAUGAUUUAUAUGAUAAUGGUACAAAACUUGAACUUACAUUAAAAGAAAUUGAAGAUUUUUUUAACAAAGAUAAAAUAACUCAAGAAAAUAUUACAAAUGUAAUAAAUGAGAUUGACAAUUUAAAAAUAAAUACUGAUCGUGAUAGUGCUUAUAAACUAUCAGUUGAUAUAUAUUACGCACUUAGAAAUAUAACAAAUGCAACAGAAAUAAUAAAUGAAGCAAUUAAUAAAAAGAAAAUUGCAUUAGAUAUACUAGAAAAAUCAAAAAAAAGUUUUAUGUUAAGUUCAAAUGUUUUAGAAAAAUCUGAAGCAGCUAAAGAAUAUAUAAAAAAUGCAACAUCACAUUUAAUAAAUGUUGAAAAUACAUUACAAUAUUUUUUUGAUAACAUAACAGAAAGUAAAAAAAAUUUUAAUGAAGCAGUAAUUUAUGGAAGUGAUGCUGAAACUUUAUUAACAGAAUUGAAUGACAGAAAAAAGAGUAUGAAUGAAAAUUUGAAUUAUAUAAAAGUGCAAAAAUUAAUGACAAAUAUAACUAAACAAGCAUCAUUAGAUAAAAACAAGAAGACAGAAGAAUUAAUUAAAGAUAUUAAAUUGACAUCUUUUGAUCUAAAAAAUGAUAUUGUCAAGGCAAAUAAUAUAAUAUAUGAAAAAUCUCGUUAUGGUUGUGGUAGUCUUCUUGAAAGAGCAGUUCCCUUAAGAGAAAGAGCAAUUAAAUUUAUAGAGAAAGCAUCAACCACAAGAAAAGAGAUAAAUGAAUUAGAGAAUGAAAUUUUGGAUACUGAAAAUUAUAUUGAAAAUAUUAUAAAAGAAAUAGAAACAGAGACAAUUAUUAUUGAAAAAAGUAUAAAUUCUUACAUGGAAAUUGAGGAACUUUAUGAAAAUUGUGAUUAG
Messenger RNA from Strongyloides ratti, 3879 nucleotides. RefSeq names its product Usherin. The record is from RefSeq and is a predicted model, not a curated record. NCBI's taxonomy places the organism in Eukaryota, Metazoa, Nematoda, Chromadorea, Rhabditida, Strongyloididae. Bases 1 to 3879 code for a protein of 1292 amino acids. The transcript has 2 exons.